Messenger RNA from Aspergillus tanneri, 462 nucleotides. RefSeq lists its product as uncharacterized. The coding region runs from base 1 to 462 and encodes 153 amino acids. Gene Ontology annotation, cellular component: membrane. The transcript has a single exon. The record is from RefSeq and is a predicted model, not a curated record. NCBI's taxonomy places the organism in Eukaryota, Fungi, Ascomycota, Eurotiomycetes, Eurotiales, Aspergillaceae. Gene Ontology annotation, biological process: transmembrane transport. Gene Ontology annotation, molecular function: transmembrane transporter activity.
AUGACGAUCUCGGCCCUACUGGGUUUGAUCAACAUCGGAUCCAGCGUAGCACUGAACGGAGUCCUCUCCAUGGCGGUGUCCGGACUCUAUCUCUCCUACCUAACCGUGGGCACGCUGCUCCUCUACCGCCGCUGCACGGGGUCCAUCUCCCGCGUACACGACUCCACAGACGAGACAGUCAAUGUCCCCGGUGCACCGCUGGUAUGGGGGCCGUUCCAUGUGCCAGGGAUCUGGGGGGUGAUGAUCAACUCGUUCGCCGUGGUGUAUAUGAUAAUUGUGGUGUUUUUCAGUUUCUGGCCCACUCAGAUCCCAGUGAACAAGACGAACAUGAACUUUAGCGUGGUGGGCACUGGUGGCACUGUGAUCUUGGCUGUGUUGUAUUAUAUGUUUCGGGCUCGGAAAGUGUAUCAGGGGCCGGUGAUGGAGGUGACGCUUUCGUCGUCGGGGAUUUGGUCUCGUUGA